Molecule: messenger RNA, 1193 nt
Organism: Apodemus sylvaticus (European woodmouse)
Lineage: Eukaryota; Metazoa; Chordata; Mammalia; Rodentia; Muridae
Gene: Sohlh1
Product: spermatogenesis and oogenesis specific basic helix-loop-helix 1
Exons: 8
Coding region: 1-1083 (360 amino acids)
Biological process (GO): regulation of DNA-templated transcription; spermatogenesis
Cellular component (GO): nucleus
Molecular function (GO): DNA-binding transcription factor activity, RNA polymerase II-specific; protein dimerization activity; RNA polymerase II cis-regulatory region sequence-specific DNA binding
Source: RefSeq, a predicted model, not a curated record
AUGGCGUCCGGUGGCCACGAAAGGGCCACUGAGGAUUACGGAGUCUCCAGCAUUGCGGGAUGCAGCAGGACUCCUCAGCCGGAGACUCAGGACAGCUUGCAGACUCCCUCACAAAGCUCAGCCCUCUGCAGAGCUCCGGUGCCUGCUGCAGACUGGGGCCCCUGUCUUCGGAGAAACGUGGUCAGCGAGAGAGAACGCAGGAGGCGUAUCUCCUUGAGCUGUGAGAGAUUGCGGGCUCUUCUGCCUCAGUUUGAUGGCCGGCGGGAGGACAUGGCUUCUGUCCUGGAGAUGUCCGUGUAUUUCCUUCAGCUGGCCCACAGCGUGGAACCUAGCUGGGGGCCUCUCUCUGUCCCCCAGCCUCCCCAGGAGAUGUGGCACAUGUGGCAGGGUGAUGUCCUGCAGGUAACCCUGGCGAAUCAGAUUGCGGACAGCAAGCCAGACUCCGGGAUAGCACAAGCGCCUGCUGCUGCUGCUGCUGCAGCUCGGGUUCAGGACCCCCCAUGCUGUGGGAUGCUGGAUACAGACCAGAGCCAAGCUACUGACAGAGUGGUAGAGCUGCUGGAGAGACCUUCCUCCUGCCCUGGUAAAUGCCAGAGAACAUUGUCAUUUAGUGAGCCAGAGUCUUCCAGCUUGGGUCCUGGGCUCUCACCCUGGCUUCCUCACCCAUGGCAGGCAGCCACGCCCGAGCCGAGCGACUUUGUUUCUGGUGGGUCACACCAGGUGGGAUCCCUGGCCAGGGACACUGAAUCUCCAGGCAUGCUGGCUGAGGAGGCCAACUUGGUCUUGGCAUCUGUGCCUGAUGCCAGGUACACCACAGGGGCAGGGUCCGAAGUGGUGGAUGGAUCCUUUCUGCUGACCACCAACCCUGAUUGGUGGUUGGGGUCAGUGGAGGGCAGAGGAGGCCCAGCCCUUGCCAGGAGCAGCCCAAUGGACGGGGCAGAGCCAAGCUUCAUCGGAGACCCCGAGACUUGCUCCCAGGAGCUCCAGGCUGUCCCCGCAGAGCUGUGGGGCUUGGAUUUUGGCAGCCCUGGCCUGGCCCUGAAGGAUGAAGCAGACACCAUCUUCCCUGACUUCUUCCCCUGAGAGCUUAGUCCUUGCCCCAUAGUUUGGUUUGUGGAGGAGAGGGGGGAGGGAGGAAGGGGUGUUGCGUCCCUUGCCUGGGAGUUGUAUUUUGGGUUUGGUUUGCAGCUGCA